AUGGCCGCAACUAAAGCGGAGCUGUUGCUCUCGGCCCUGCAGAUAUCCGAACCCCUCGCCGGCUUUCCGCCUGUCGUGUCGCCGCUGGACGGCUACCCGAAGCUGGAGGAGCUGCAGAUGCUUCUGCAGAACGCCGCCGAGGGUGGAGCUCUGCUGAGCGGUGAAACCGGAGACUACGGAGACCUCCUGUCAGAACUGGCUGACCUGCAAAGCCUUCCCCCACUGACGCCCCGGAUCCCCCCUCUGGCGUACAGCGGCCGCUUCACCUUCGAGCAGUCUUCGGCAUCCGGAGGGGGCGGCAGCCUGUGGCCGGAGCCCCUCCUCAGCCUCUUGGGCGGUUUGGUCAGUGUGGCAGCUCCUUCUUCAUCGUCAGUGACGUCCACCCCAAGCUUCAGCUGUGUCCCCGCUGACACGGGCCUCCCUGUGGCGCCGACCUUCACCUCUAACCUCGACACCCAGCCAUCCUUCCUGUCGCAGGGUCCACCUCCAGCCUACCCUGCGUCCAAGUCUGUGCUCCCGGACUACGUCCUGCCUCAGUCGCAGGAUGCCGAGCCACACCUAAACAGGGACAGAAAUCCCCCGCACCCGCCGCUAACCCCCCUCUCCACCAUCAAGGCCUUCUCCUCCUCGCACGUACCAAACCAGCCACUCGAUACCCCCGCCUGCCAGCUCCCCAAGCUGUCCAGGAGAAAGUCACAAGGCAAAGGCUCCCAGGAGCGUCCUUACACGUGUCCGGCAGAGGGCUGCGACCGCCGCUUUUCGCGCUCGGACGAGCUGACCCGCCAUGUGCGUGUGCACACGGGCCAAAAACCCUUCCAGUGUCGGAUCUGCAUGCGCAGCUUCAGCCGCAGCGACCACCUGACCACUCACAUCCGUACCCACACGGGCGAGAAGCCCUUUGCCUGCAGCGAAUGUGGUCGCAAAUUUGCCCGUAGUGACGAACGCAAACGGCACACCAAGAUCCACCAGCGGCACCGGGACCACAACGCUAACCGUGUCCCUCCGCCAGUCACCGCCACGCCUCCCGCCACUUCCUCGGCUUGCUCCUCCUCUUACUCCUCACCUGCUCACGGCUCCCCCUCGCCCACGCCUUCCAUCUUUACCCCUUCCUCCUUCCCAAGUUUCCCCAACCUCAGCCGCUCUUCGUCCCCUCAGUCGGAGCGGCCUUUGCUAACAUGA
Messenger RNA from Nerophis lumbriciformis (worm pipefish), 1179 nucleotides. Lineage: Eukaryota; Metazoa; Chordata; Actinopteri; Syngnathiformes; Syngnathidae. The record is from RefSeq and is a predicted model, not a curated record.